This is a messenger RNA of Penicillium vulpinum, 684 nucleotides long. RefSeq names its product putative RNA annealing protein Yra1. The coding region runs from base 1 to 684 and encodes 227 amino acids. The transcript is spliced from 6 exons. Gene Ontology annotation, molecular function: mRNA binding. Lineage: Eukaryota; Fungi; Ascomycota; Eurotiomycetes; Eurotiales; Aspergillaceae. Gene Ontology annotation, biological process: mRNA export from nucleus. The record is from RefSeq and is a predicted model, not a curated record. Gene Ontology annotation, cellular component: nucleus.
AUGUCCGCCAACCUCGAUAAGUCUCUUGAUGAUCUGGUCGGCAGCCGUCGCCAGUCUACCCGUCGUCGUGGUCCCCGCCGCGCUGCGGCCAAGCCAUCCGCCGUUGGAGGCGUGAAGAAAUCCACCAAAGCUACCCCCAAGGCUGCUCACCCAGCCCCUGUCGCCCAAACUGGCUCCAGCAAGAUUCUUGUCAGCGGAUUGCCUUCCGAUGUGUCCGAGGCCAAUGUCAAGGAAUACUUCAGCAAGUCUGCUGGCCCCGUCAAGCGGGUUAUGCUCACUUACAACCAGAACGGUACUAGCCGUGGUAUCGCCUCCAUCCAAUUCAACAGGGCAGACACCGCCGCCAAGGCCACCAAGGAGCUCAACGGACUCCUCGUCGAUGGUCGCCCCAUGAAGAUCGAAGUUGUCUAUGAUGCGUCUCACGUCCCCGUUAUUCCUGCUUCCAAGCCUCUCACUGAGCGCAUUGCUCAGAAGGCUCAGCCCAAGUCCGCUGCUGCCUCCAAGGCUAAGGAGAACAAGCAGACCGCCGCUACUGGCAAGGCAAAGCGUCGUGGUACGGGACCUGCUGGCACUCGCUCUCGUGGCCGCGCUGCCGGCCGUGGAAAGCCCAAGACUGUCGAGGAGCUUGAUGCUGAGAUGGCAAGCGCCAACCAGGACAUCGGCAUGGCCGACGAGAUCUCUUAA